Molecule: messenger RNA, 1098 nt
Organism: Cheilinus undulatus (humphead wrasse)
Lineage: Eukaryota; Metazoa; Chordata; Actinopteri; Labriformes; Labridae
Product: aldo-keto reductase family 1 member B1-like
Exons: 10
Coding region: 70-1008 (312 amino acids)
Cellular component (GO): cytosol
Molecular function (GO): aldose reductase (NADPH) activity
Source: RefSeq, a predicted model, not a curated record
CGCCUUCCUGGUAUCAUUUUGUACCAGACUGAAAGCUGAAAGGACCACUGUUACAGCAGUAGGACCAAGAUGAUCCCUUCAGUGACACUAAAUAAUGGAGAGAAGAUGCCUAUUGUGGGCCUGGGAACAUGGAGGGCUGAGCCAGGAAAGGUGACUGAGGCUGUUAAAGUGGCAAUACGUGAAGGUUACCGCCACUUUGAUGGUGCCUACCUAUACCAGAAUGAAGAAGAGGUUGGGGCUGGGAUUGCUGCAAUGAUUGACCAAGGAGUGGUAAAAAGGGAGGAUCUGUUCAUUGUUAGCAAGUUGUGGUGCACCUUCCACAUUCCCUCUCUGGUGAGGGGAGCCUGUGAGAAAACCCUCAGUGACCUGAAACUGGACUACUUGGACCUGUACCUCAUGCAUGCCCCAAUAGGAAUGAAGCCAGGGGAGGAGCUUUUUCCAAUGGACGAGAACAACCAGGUCAUUUCUGAUGGCAGCAACUUCUUAGACACCUGGGAGGCCAUGGAGGAGCUUGUAGACGCUGGACUGGUCAAAGCGAUCGGUAUCUCCAACUUUAACAGAGACCAGACUGAAGCCAUACUCAACAAGCCAGGCCUCAAAUACAAGCCUGCCACCAACCAGGUUGAGUGCCAUCCAUAUCUGACCCAGGAAGAACUGAUCAACUACUCCCACUCAAAGGGCAUCCCAGUGACGGCAUACGCCCCCCUGGGCUCCCCUGACAGACCCUGGGCCACCUCUGAUGAUCCCUCCCUGUUAGAGGAACCCAAGGUUAAGGCCAUCGCAAGCAAAUACAACAAGACCCCAGCACAGGUUCUCAUCAGGUUCCACAUUCAGAGGAACGUGAUUGUAGUUGCCAAGUCAGCCACGCCCCAUCGGAUCAAGGAAAAUAUACAGUUGUUUGACUUUGAGCUUUGUGAAGAAGACAUGAAGAGCCUGUUGAGCCUGAACCGGAACUGGAGAGGAUUCGCAAUGGAGAUGGCAGCAAACCACAAAGACUUCCCACACUGAACGCUGAAUACUAACUGAUACAACAUAAAGCAUCAUUCAUUUUUUAUUGAGCUCUAUUGGUGAGGGCUAACCAUUCAACACCUGCUUUCA